AUGCGCGUUGCGCAGUCGAAAUACGCAAACCUGGCACGAACCUUUUGGAUCGACGCUCUGUGUAUCGACCAAGAUUCAAUUCACGAAAAAAACCACCAAGUCGCCCAGAUGGGCUCCAUUUACGCGAACUCCGUCGAAGUAAUCUCCUGGCUCGGAUUCAAUCAGAGUAUCGGUCGCGCGUUUGCGUUUGCCUUGGAGUUGAGCAAGGAAUCUCGACACGAGAUACGAGACUCUCGUGCCAAACAAAGCGCCAAAUGGUUCGAACGCAACAAGCAGACCAAUGGCCAGCUCAAGAAAGACUGGCUGGCGGUUGUAGAAGACCAAUAUUGGACUCGCUCAUGGAUUACGCAAGAGAUAUUGCUCGCGCAGAAUCUUAAUUUACUCGUCAACGAUCUUGAAGUCACGCCCAUGCAGAUUGCUGGGUGUGCCCUCGGGCGGCUUAACUACAUCAACAACUUGGAGGGAGAUGCCAGCAUUGAUAACAAGAACUUGAGCCCCAAAACUCGCGUCUUCAAGCACUACAUGUACUCCAUAUGUAUUCAAACCCCAAGACCCUACGAAAGAAAACUCGUCAACUACUUCAAUCGCCUACCAGGUCGGCAAAGUUACCAUUUCCACGACAGAGUCUAUUCACUUCUCCCGCUUGCCACAGAUGCAUCGAGCAUCAAGGUCGACUAUGGUAUUUCGCGGUCAGAACUUUUGCAUCAGGUUAUAAGCCUCUACAAAACAAAGAUGUGCAUAUGUACAUGGUUCUACAUGGCAGAUAUGCUGGACUGUUACCAUAUCCCCGACUCAAAAAGCCGUGACGAUGGAUCAGGCGCAACCCCAGUAUUCAGAUUGCCUAUGAAACCAGUCCACGCAGACUUUGUUAUGGGUGAGAAUGCGAAGGAUUGGUAUAGUGCGUGUUCAGAGUGCACAAGAAAACUUUCUUCUUUCGAUGCGAAACAGCAAACAACAUUUUGUAUCGAGCCUCUGUGCCACAAUGUCCAACGCGGUCGCUGGUAUGCUCAUAACAUCCAAGGCGGUCACUUAUACGUUUACAAAACCAAAGUCGGAAAUUACGAGAUCAAAAGAGAGGGUGAUACCACUGCCUACGAAGUAGUAAACUUCCAACCCGGGACCCCCAAUUCCCCCAGCACUGAUAUCGAACUUGGAUGGGGAAGUUCGCCAGAGUUGUACGAUGUCUUUCUCACUGGUGAUGUCUUAAUGAAGCUGUUCAUGUACCCCGAGCAGAAGCUCAGAAAGGCAGUGCCGUUGAGUGUUUGCAUCAGGGCACAGGGCGAUGCGGCCAAUAUGGAGCUUUGUUAG
This is a messenger RNA of Alternaria incomplexa, 1308 nucleotides long. RefSeq lists its product as uncharacterized. The transcript has a single exon. Bases 1 to 1308 code for a protein of 435 amino acids. The record is from RefSeq and is a predicted model, not a curated record. NCBI's taxonomy places the organism in Eukaryota, Fungi, Ascomycota, Dothideomycetes, Pleosporales, Pleosporaceae.